CGGUGAACCCGAGGAACACCCCAAGCAGCACGGCGCCGCACGGCCUCCGGGGCUUCAUGGCCGGUCACCCCGCGGGGAGGCUGCAGCUUGUUGUUGAUGCAGUUCACUGAACUACCAGCAGGGGGCAGCAGAGUCACAGUAAUGACAGAGCCAUUCAGCAGCUGCUUCCCAGGCCAAACGGACCGUCGCAGCCCAUUGGUGGAGAUGCUGUGACGUCACGUGAUGAGGGGCGGGCUCAGGCUGCGCCGCUGCAGCCGCACUGAGUGGCGCACAGUGCGCUGCAUGACUCCAGCCUGCAGGCUGCUGCUGCUGCUUAACUCCUGGAUUUACCACCACCGACGCCGAGGGAAGGACCCAUGAGCCACAGACAGGAGCCGAGUUCCCUCAUCAAUAAGGUGCAGCUUUGAUGGCGAUGGCCAUGACCCUGCGCUACCACAGGACCGUCAUCUUGGCUGUGGCCUUCUGUUUCCUGCCUUGCAUCACUUCCUCCCUCAACCUGGAGGAUCCCAACGUCUGCAGCCACUGGGAGAGUUACUCGGUGACGGUGCAGGAGUCCUACGCUUAUCCCUUUGAUCAGAUCUACUACACCAGCUGCACCGACAUCCUCAACUGGUUCAAGUGCACCAGACACAGGGUGAGCUACCGGACCGCCUACCGGAGGGGGGAGAAGACCAUGUACCGGAGGAAGUCCCAGUGCUGCCCGGGCUUCUUGGAGAACGGAGAGAUCUGUGCUCCUCACUGCGCGGCGAGCUGCGUCCACGGCCGCUGCAUGGCCCCCAACACCUGCCAGUGUGAGCCGGGCUGGGGGGGCUCCAACUGCUCCAGUGCCUGUGACAGUACCCACUGGGGUCCCCACUGCAGCAGCCGGUGCCAGUGCCAGAACGGCGCGCUGUGCAACCCCAUCACCGGCGCCUGCGUCUGCUCGCCGGGGUACCGGGGCUGGCGCUGCGAGGCCCCGUGCGAGGCGGGCGCCUACGGCAACGGGUGCCAGCAGAAAUGCCAGUGCCGGAACGGAGCCGCCUGCCACCACGGCACCGGAGAAUGCAAGUGCUCCCCGGGAUACACCGGAGCGUUCUGUGAGGACCUGUGUCCUCCAGGGAAACACGGGCAGCAGUGUGAGGAGAGAUGUCCAUGUCAGAGCGGAGGAGUGUGUCACCACGUGACCGGAGAGUGCUCCUGUCCCGCAGGAUGGAUGGGUUCCGUGUGUGGUCAGCCGUGUCCGCGGGGCAGGUUUGGACAGAACUGUUCUCAGGAGUGUCAGUGUCACAACGACGGCUUCUGUGUGCGGUCGUCUGGUCAGUGUGUGUGCAGCCCCGGCUACACCGGAGAGCGCUGCCAGGACGAGUGUCCGGUGGGCUCGUUCGGUGCCGGCUGCGCUCUGACGUGCCGCUGUGAGAACGGGGGGAAGUGUCACCACGCCGACGGCCGCUGUGCGUGUGAGCCCGGCUACGGCGGCGCCGCGUGCCACGAGCGGCUGUGCCCCGAGGGACGCUACGGCCUCCGCUGCGACAGGAAGUGCCCGUGCCACGCCGGCAACACGCGCAGCUGCCACCCGAUGUCGGGGGAGUGCUCGUGUCGGCCCGGCUGGUCCGGCCUGGACUGCAACGAGACCUGCACCCCGGGCUUCUACGGGGAGUCCUGCCAGCAGGUGUGCCGGUGCCAGAACGGAGCGGACUGCCGCAGCGUGAGCGGGGAGUGCGUCUGCGCUCCGGGCUUCACGGGUCCCAACUGCACGGGGCCGUGCCCGGCGGGAACCCACGGAGCGGACUGCUCCUCCAGCUGCAGCUGCAAGAACAGAGCCCAGUGCUUGCCUGUGGACGGGUCCUGCUCCUGCAAGCCAGGGUGGCAUGGGGUGGACUGCUCCAUCAACUGCCCCAGUGGUACCUGGGGUCUGGGCUGUAACCUCACCUGCCUGUGUGGCAACGGAGGAGCGUGCAACGCGCUGGACGGCCGCUGUACCUGCGCUCCGGGCUGGAGAGGAGAGCGCUGCCACCACCACUGCCAGGACGGCUCCUACGGCCUGGACUGUAAGGAGCGUUGUGACUGCAGCCACGCCGAUGGAUGCCACCACUCCACCGGUCACUGCCGCUGUCUGGCCGGAUGGACCGGUAUCCACUGUGACAGUGUGUGUGCAGAGGGCCGCUGGGGCCCGAACUGCUCGCUACCCUGCAACUGCAAGAACGGGGCCUCCUGCUCUCCAGACGAAGGCACCUGUGAGUGUGCUCCGGGAUACAGAGGCACCACCUGUCAGAGGAUCUGCUCUCCAGAUUACUUCGGCCACCGCUGCAGUCAGACCUGCCCUCAGUGCGUCCACAGCGUCGGGCCGUGCCACCACGGCUCAGGGCAGUGCCACUGUCUGCCGGGCUUCAAAGGGGCGCUGUGCAACGAGGUGUGCCCCAGUGGUCACUUUGGGAAGAGCUGCGCCUGGAGGUGCAGCUGCACCAACAACGGCACCUGUAACCCCAUCGACGGCUCCUGCCAGUGUUACCCGGGGUGGAUCGGCAGCGACUGCUCCCAGCCGUGUCCUCCUGGUCAGUGGGGACCCAACUGCAUCCACACCUGUAACUGUCACAACGGAGCCUACUGCAGCGCCUAUGACGGAGAGUGCAAGUGCACCCCGGGGUGGACCGGCCUCUACUGCACACAACGCUGUCCGUUGGGCUUCUAUGGGAAGGACUGCUCCCUGACCUGCCAGUGCAGGAACGGAGCCGACUGCGAUCACAUCUCUGGACUGUGCACCUGUCGCACCGGCUUCAUGGGACGGCACUGUGAACAAAGGUGUCCUUCUGGUUCCUACGGUUACGGCUGCCGUCAGGUGUGCGACUGUCUAAAUAACUCCACAUGUGAUCACAUGACUGGGACAUGUUACUGCAGCCCGGGCUGGAGGGGAGCUCGCUGUGACCAAGCCGGUGUGGCGGUGGGCAGCCUCAACAGUCUGACCAGCGCCGCCAUGCACGUGGACACCUACCAGAUCGGAGCCAUCGCGGGCAUCAUCGUCCUGGUGCUCCUGGUGCUCUUCCUCCUGCUCUUCUUCAUCAUCUACAGGAAGAAGCAAAAGGGCAAAGAGCCCGCCAUGCCGGCCGUGACCUACACGCCGGCUCUGAGGGCCGACGCUCCGUUAGCAGACGCUCAGCCAGCAGCCGGCGAGGCUCAGCCCAGCAGCUACUUCACCAACCCCAGCUACCACACGCUGACCCAGAGCGCCAGCUCCUCACGCCUCAACAACGGCCCGUACGGAGAGGCCAAGAGCAGCCAGCAGUUUGUGAAGUUGAGCGGCGUGGACCAGAGGAAGAGGAGGGUUCCUCUCGCUGAGCACAACCGCACGCUGCCGGCAGACUGGAAGCAAGAAGACUGCUUCAAUGAGCUGGGAGCCCACGGAGUUGACAGGAGGUACAUGGGGAAGUCUUUACGAGAUGUGAAGGGCACACUGUACCACGCCAGCUCCUGCUCCAUCAACAGCUCUGAGAACCCCUACGCCACCAUAAAGGACCCCCCGCCGCUCACAGCCAAGCACACCGAGUGCGGCUACGUGGAGAUGAAGUCGCCGGCCCGACGGGAUUCACCGUACGCCGAGAUCAGCAACGACGGCCCCGCCAACAACCGCAACGUCUACGAAGAUGAGCCCGUGAGCGGCAUCCCGCCGCCUGGAGACGGCGACGCGCAGUUCGGUCAAGACCCGUACGACCUGCCGAAGAACAGCCACAUCCCGUGUCACUACGACCUCCUGCCCGCCAGAGAGAGUCCGUCCCCGGAGCCCCGGGAGCCGGGCGGGGAAUACGGCGGCACAGAGACUCGGUCCAGAGACCGGGUCUCACACCCAGUCUGCAGCACUGCGGGUUAUGGACCUUAGCUUCCUUCAGAACUAAGUGGGUGUGUCAGCGUUUCGGAGGUUAGUUUUUGAGGUUUAUACAGCUGUUAUUUUUUACAGCGAUUUGUGAACUGGGAUGAAAGUCUUCGUCUUCGUCGGUCAUUCCACAAGCCCGGGAGGUUGUUCUGGACCUCCUUCUGACGGCCUCCCCGAUCCGUCUGUUUCUUCUGAGUGUCUCAAUGCGACACAUCAUACAAAUACACCUGGCUCCACCCUCAAAAGGUGACCUCUCUAUACCUCUGCACACCUGGCUACAGCUUCCUGCGUACAAGUGGCCUUGAUCCUUGGGUAAAUAAUCCACCCGAAGGUGGUUUCAGAGGCUGGUAAAUAAUCGUAGUCCUUUGUUUCGAGUAUACUGAAGCCUUAAUUCAUGAGUGUGUCGAACAUUCAAUACCAAUCAAAGCUCUAUUUUUGUAACAAGUAUUAUCAAAUGGAUAUGUGAUGGAAUAUUAGCACCGAUAUCAAAGAUGAGGCGUUUGUGAUGUUGGAAUAGUCCGUGCUGGAUGAGCUAACCAAAGGAACGAGUUCAAAGCUCUCUAAAUGUUUUAUCCAAUAGAUCACGAGAUGAUCCUCUUCUCAUUGUGCCAGGUUUUUUAUUUGAUGUCAUUUACAACUAAUUACAGAUAGUUUCCAUACUAGUUUAAUCUUAAACAAUAAGAAACAUAAUUCCUGAAUGCCAUAAUUCCUGAAUAUCAUAUCAGUCGUGCAUAACGCUCACCGCCUCGUGUUCCACACAUACGUCUUCUUGCUCAGCCACUGCAGUUCAUUUUAAAAGGACAGACGAGGUGUGGAAGCCUCACCAGGACAGAGGAACCGAGGCCUCAGGCCUCACCGUCACUGAGAUCCUUACCCCCUUUCCACCUGGAGCAUUAGAAGGUGUCCCGUUAUCCAGAUUGUAUCUCGGUAUGAUGUAAUCUGAUGACAUGUACAGCUGGUAUUAACAUGUGUCCUCACAGAGCAGCCACGGCCGGUUGGAGCCGUUGCUUUAUGAGAGGCCACGUUUUUUGCUUUCACACUUCCGUUGGACCAAAUUGAAAGCAAGACUCUCGGUCUCGAACCGAUCCACAGGCGUCUUGAAUAUCCAACUGGCGAAUGGCUGCUUCCUCGCCGGUUUGGCCACGGAGGUAUCAUCUGUCCACGUGGUUUCUGUACGUGGAUUGAAAACACAUUCACAUCUCCGGUCACAAAGAGUCCCUGAACCGCCUGAAGGCGAUCCGUCCUCAAAGCCUGUUGGGGGCAUUGACACUUGUAGACUCUCAUGAGGUCCAUCCAAGUGAAAUCUGAUCACCCAAAAAGUAUUUUAAUUUGAGGUGUAAUAACACAUGAUCUGUGUGUGGAUCUUAUCUGUAGCAGGUAAAGACCAACGCCACGAGCUGGAGGAGACUUAUGAGGGAUAACGAGCAAUGUGAGACUCCAACGUUCUGACAGGAGAAGUCAUGUUCUCCUGGUCAAAAAGCCUUCGUCAUUGAGUUCUCCUCAUUGGCCCAAUUGGUCAAGGGUGCACGAUGUUAGAGGAACAUACGAGUCCCAGUUGUCCCUGAUCCCAGCCUCCCAAUGGGAUGAUGGUCAGUAUUUACACUGAGGCUCUGCCCCCCGUAUACUGUCAAUUACUCCAUCACGAUGUUCCUAUAUUCUGUUAUUUAUCUCUUUCAUUUUAUAAUAAUACUGAAUAUAAUGCAUUGUAUUUUGUUUGUUUGCUUGAAUCUUAUGUUAUGCAUGAAUGGAGUGUUAUGGCCGAGCCACUAGAUGUCACUAGAUGGCAGAACAUGUCGGAUUACAACUGUUUAGUUCACACUUGGAGACCUUUUCCACUGCAGGAACCAGAACCAGAGCUUUGUACUGGCUGACCUCGACCUUUCAGAACCUUGUGAGCUCUGGCUGCAUUUCACCGACAUGUUUUGGUGAGAAAUGCAUCAACGUUCCAUCUGUUACUGCAAGGACUCCACACCCCCUUCCCUGGUGCUUCCUCUCAGCGAAACCUUCGAGGUUCAAAAGAAAAGUCUGUCUUACAUACGAGGAUAGAGGGCCGACGAUGAGCAAUGGACCGCUUUGAGAUCAGCUUUCUCUCUUGAUUGUGAAGAUGAGAAUCCACGGCACAAGCUGGUUGGCGAUAGAGUCCAGUGCAUAGUCGCCCCCUUCAUUGUGUCGAUGUGUGGUUGUGUGUCUGGCCACCGUUGUGCUUUCUCACGGCUCUGACCUUCUAAAUCCCCGUCAGCCAAACAACCGACCUCUGGACAGUGACCUCAUGCUGAAGAGCCCGUCCAGCACACCGCCCCACAUUCCUCAAACGCUGGUGAGGUUCCGGUUGGUUCAUCCAACAGAUUCUUCACAGUUGAACAGCCGGGGCGGACAUGGAGACGGCGAGGUUGCGGUUCGACCCACCGGGCCUAAGUUCUCCCACAUAAACUCUCCUGACGUCCUCUAGCAGGAUGGAGGAGCCCCUUCUCGUCCGUGUUGAGUUUGAUGUCGUUUCCAUUCUGUUGGUUUGUGGGUUGUGUUGUGAUGAUUCAGUUAUUAAUCCUUCUAUUAUUGCCCAUUUCCCCGUUUCCAGGAAACAUCUGUUACACAACCGAGUAUCAUAACCAGUUACAUCAUUGUUCCGGCUGGAUAACCCGAAGGAGUUGAACUAAGUUGUAUGAUUUUCUCCAACAGUAGAUCCUCCUCAUCCCGUCUCUUCCAACAGGGUCCUUAAAGUCUUGAAUAAUGGUAGAAGAGGGUUCACUAGUUGUUAAUGUGGAGGUGUUGUGGUCUUCUGCCACACACACACGAGCAUGAGGUGUAGCGGCAGCCAUGUUUUGUUCAGCUGGAGUGGAUAAGGCCGGUCAUAUUACAUCACGGGCUGAAGGUACCUGGAGCGUUGCAUCACCACCUGAGCAGAUCCCCAAAUCAUGAUUCAUCUGGUCUCACUUCAGUGAGUCUUCAUGUCCUCUGAGCAAUGAGCCGACACUCAGUUUAAAGGGCUGAAGCUGGACUUUGGCUUCUUGAGAGGAUGAGUGCAACGGGACGAGUUCACGUUAGAGAAAAGGGUUUCUUUUGAAUGAUUGUUUCUUUCCUGUAUUUUGAUUUGCCUAAAAAAAGCAAAAAGUCUGAAGCUAUUCUGAGCUUAUUUGGAAAUGUGUGUAUUAUAUUGUAAAUAGUUUGAUCACUUGUGUGAAAAUAUUCACAUCACCCAGCGUCGUAUGUCCAAAGUGAAAAUUGGAAACUUAGCACUGACUCAUCCUCUACACCACAUACAUACAUUUACUUGUAAUACUUCCCUAUGUGACGAGUAUUGUGUUUUUAAAUGACCACUAAAGCAACGUAUCUGAACAGGAACGCUUGAGAUUAACAAAUACAUCCAAUUGAUUUGUUUCUUCAGAAAUAGUCAUUCACACACGUUGAUUCAUCCACAACCACAAUGGGAUUAUGUUUCGUUCUGUUUUUUGUUUUUAUUUUUCAUUAUAGUGAUAUUUUGUGAAAAUGCUUUAGAAUAAAUGUACAUAUUAUGAUGAAAUUA
Molecule: messenger RNA, 7364 nt
Organism: Pseudoliparis swirei
Lineage: Eukaryota; Metazoa; Chordata; Actinopteri; Perciformes; Liparidae
Gene: megf10
Product: multiple EGF-like-domains 10
Exons: 27
Coding region: 407-3850 (1147 amino acids)
Molecular function (GO): protein binding; scavenger receptor activity
Source: RefSeq, a predicted model, not a curated record